Molecule: messenger RNA, 984 nt
Organism: Rotaria sordida
Lineage: Eukaryota; Metazoa; Rotifera; Eurotatoria; Philodinida; Philodinidae
Source: the annotation of a GenBank genome assembly
AUGGCACCGAAAGUGAAGGUUAACCAUCGAUCAACACACCGAUCAGUGACCUUACAUUAUUAUAAUCUCGGUCAUCGUUGUGCUGUUGAAAUUGCUCAACAAACAAAGAUUCCUGUGCGUACUAUCCAGUAUAAUUUAGCGAAAAUUCGGAAAGAAGGUGGUGUGGAACAUCGUCGUGGUAAUGGUCGACCUCGGAAAAUCUCAGCUGAUGGCAAUAUGGCAAUUGGUCAAUGGAUUCGAAGAAAUAACGAAAUUACCGCCAAGGAAAUCGUCGAAAAACUUCGAUCAACUAGAAAUUUGAAUGUUUCACGAUGGACUGUGCGGCGUCAGCUUCAUCGAUUAGGUUAUAAGAAUGUUUUACCUCGAGGAACUCCAAUAUUGACAAAUGAACAAAAAGAAAGACGUGUUCAAUGGGCAUUGGCACACAAAGACGACGACUGGACUCGUACAGUAUUCUCUGAUGAAACGUCUUACCAAUUAUUCAGAAACACCAUUCGACGUUGGUCCAAAUAUGCUCAAGAAGAAAAGAAAAGAAUUUCGAAGAAUAAACAGAAAAUAAUGGUGUGGGGAGCUUUCAGUAUCAAGGGUCAAAUAUCAUGCUAUUCUUUUCGAACAACGAUGGAUGGUCCACUUUAUAUUGAUAUACUUCGAAAACAUCUUCUUAGUGGAGCGAGAAAGCAAUUUGGACGUCGGUGGCGAUAUCAACAGGACAACGAUCCGAAGCAUACCAGUAGAAUAGCAAAGCAAUUUUUGGAAGAUGAAGUACCGGAAGUAAUUGACUGGCCAAGUAAUAGUCUGGACCUUAAUCCCAUAGAAAAUAUGUGGUCUAUACUUAAACGACAUGUUGAAAAACGAAAACCAUCAAAUAUCCGGGAAUUAGACAAAACACUAAAAUCUGAUGUUCGAAAUAUUAUGAUAACAAUUGCUUUACCUUAUGUCAACGAUGUAACUCAUUUGGAUACUCUUCUAUUGGAUUUUUAUUAA